This is a messenger RNA of Pyrus x bretschneideri (Chinese white pear), 2227 nucleotides long. RefSeq lists its product as uncharacterized. The transcript is spliced from 6 exons. The record is from RefSeq and is a predicted model, not a curated record. Lineage: Eukaryota; Viridiplantae; Streptophyta; Magnoliopsida; Rosales; Rosaceae. The coding region runs from base 554 to 1744 and encodes 396 amino acids.
UCUUCAUUUAUAACACACUCUGGUUCGAGCUUCCCCUCUCCCCUGUGCUUUCCUCCGCGCUUCAUUUCUUCCUUCACACAAAACCCGUUCGAUUGCUUCAAUCCGCUUUGUUAUUACUUCUGGAUUUCAAGCUUUACGAUCAAAUUUUCCCAUUUUUUCUUCAAAAAAUACAAAUUUUCGGGGCUUUCCGAAGCUGAUUUGAUCUGAUCACUUCCAAAUUUGCAAUACAAUCCAUUUUUUAAGUUUUGGGAUUUUGAAGAUAGAAUUUGGGUUUUCUCUGCUGUGUUUGGUUACCGAGAAACCGCAGGAAAACGAUCGCUUCCCUUUAUAAAUCGCAGCAUCUUAGACAUUCCUUUUCUGGUACUAAUUUGGGACUUUUGAUAAGCUAAAGAACCAACACCACCUUCUUUUCAUUUGUUUUCGUCUCGGUCGAGUUGGGUUUUUCGUAAAAAAGCAGAACAUAUUGGAAGGUUUCGGCUUUUCCUUUCCAUUUUCCUCCGUUUUCUCAGCAAUCAAACGGAGGCGAGAAAGUUUUAUUUUUGAGCUGUGGGAAAUGUUGGGAAGCAGGUUGCAGUUCGGGAAUGUUCGUGGGGAGGACAGGUUUUACAUUCCUGUGAAAGCAAGGAAGAGAUGCAACAAUCAGCAGAAGCAAGCUCGGAGAGCCAGCAAGAACGAUGCCAAUGAGAGCCCCAAAGAGCAUCAGAAUUCAUCGGAAAAGCCCUCUUUCGAGCGGUCUCUGACACCGACUAGCAAUCUGGACAGGCUCUUGGAGUUCACCACUCCCUCUGUUCCUGCUCAGUAUUUCUCAAAGACAACAAUGAGGGGGCGGAGGACUUGUGAUGUUGAGUUUGAGCCUUACUUCACACUGAAUGAUCUAUGGGAAUCGUUCAGGGAGUGGAGUGCAUAUGGGGCAGGAGUACCAUUGGUCCUUAACAAUUGUGAUUCUGUUAUUCAAUACUAUGUUCCGUAUUUAUCUGGUAUCCAAUUAUAUGGGGAAUCUUCUGUGAAGUCAAAAGCAAAGUCAAGGCAAGUGGGUGAGGACUAUGAUGUCGACAACUAUUUAGAUUCGAGUAGUGAUGCGAGCAGUGAUUAUGAAUUUGAGAAACACAUAAAGGUUGCAAAGGAGCAGGGGAUUCUUCACCAUCUAAGCAGGGACAUACCUACUAGAAUGGGCAGUUUGUCCAUACAUGGUGAACACCGUGUAUUACAAGAAGGCUUUUCUAGUGAUGAUGGAGAAGCUGGGAAUUCUCGAGGUGUCCUGCUUUUUGAGUUUCUUGAGCAGGAUGCUCCAUAUGGCCGUGAACCAUUGGCUGACAAGAUAUCAGGUCUUGCACACCAGUACCCUGGGUUAAAGACAUUAAGAAGCUGUGACUUACUGCCAGGAAGUUGGAUGUCAGUCGCUUGGUAUCCCAUAUAUCGAAUACCUACGGGUCCAACAUUGAAAGAUUUAGAUGCUUGCUUUUUGACAUAUCAUUCACUUUCAACAUCCAUGACAGGUACUGGAAAUAGCCCGGCUCCAGUGAUGAUCUAUCCCAGUGAGAUGGAUGGUGUCCCAAGGAUUUCCUUACCUGUUUUUGGACUGGCAUCCUACAAGUUAAAAGGAUCCCUGUGGACACAAAAUGGAGUGACGGAGUGUCAACUGGUGAGUUCCCUGAUGCAGGCCGCAGACAGUUGGCUUAGCCUGCUCCAGGUCAAUCACCCCGAUUUCCAGUUCUUUGCUUCGCACGGCAUGCACUGCAGGUGAAAUCAAUCUUGUUUCGCUGAUGGAAGUGUCUUAGCUUCCACUCCACAAGUUACAAGCCUUGAAAUUAAGCUUCAUGAUUGACGUAAAUGGAGGAUGCUGGAAUGUGAACCCUUUGUUUUAAAAGCAAAAAACGGAAGAGAAAGUGGUAAGUUACAAAAUUAAGAUAGAAAAUAAGAAAAGUAAGAAGUGGGAACAGUGUCAAGCGGCUUAUAACUCAAUUGGUUUAGAGCAUCCGUCCUCGUAUCCGAGGUUCCGUGUUUGAAUCCUCCUCCCAUUGUUUAAUGUAAAUUAUUCUAUCGUGUGACAAAAGGUUGAAAACAGUGAAAUGAAAAAUGCAAGCCAUGGGAGGCAGGAGAAUAAGGUCAAAAAAGACUAGUGAUGAAAAAAUGUUAGCGGUGUAUGAGAGAACCCAUUGUAAAAUAUUAUAUAGUUAUAUAAUCGGUUUGACAAGUCUUUUUAGAGUGUCAAUAACAACUUUAUAUA